AUGGAUAGUUGUUUUUCCUCGAAUUUGAGAGUUCUAUCUUUUGAAGCAUUGCGUUACCGCUCAUAUUCAGAAUUAAAACAACAUGGAAAUUAUAUCAUAAAUGAAACUGCCGAAUUAAAAACAGAGACUAAUAAAGACAAAUUUAGAACAAAAUGCAUAAAUCUAGCUAAUUUCAUAAUUAAUCUAAAUCCCAAAACACAAUAUAUUGAUAUAAAUAAAUGGAAAGGAGCACUAAGAACUUUUUAUGGUUCGCAAUACACAGAAAUAAGUAAGAAAUAUGGAGGAUGCCCUAUGAUUUUAGAGGAAGAAAAUAAAAAUAUUUUAAUAUUAAAAUAUGAUGCAGAAGAUUUUUGUGACGAAAAAGAAAAAAAAAAACCAAAAUGCGUUAAGAGUGCUGAUUUUAGUUUAAAGAAAUGUGAUAUUAGUUGUUUCAAUAAAAUUCGUGAUUACAAUGCAUGGAUUAAAAAUAGGAAGGAUCAUUUUAUGAACAAUAAAGAAUUCAUUUAUAAAAAAUGCAAAAAAAACAAUCCAUUAUUACCAUUUCCAAAUAAUUCUUGCAACGUAAGUAAACCAGAAACAUUUGAAGCACUUCCUGAGUGCGAGUACUCGGACCCACCUAUAGAUCAUACAGCUGUACAACAAAAUAAAGAGCAACAUCCAGAUGUAUCUCAUGAUUUAACUAUAAAUCAAGAUCAAGAUUCAUUAAAAUCUUCAUUGCAAAUACAAAAUUUAACUAUACAACAAUCUGAAUCUUCAUCAGAUCAUCAAGGAGAAGAUCAAAAAUCAUUAUCUGCCACACCAAAUAUGGAAAAGCAAUCUGAUGCUGCAGAAUCAGUACAAACCGAAACUACAAGUUUUAUACCAAAUUCCGACAUUUUACCUUCCGAAGCAGGCAAAGAAACUACAACUAGAUUUGAUAACGAAAUCAUAAAGUUACCCCCAGUUCAAGGUCAUAUUCCAUCAUCUCUUGAAGAAUUGGAACCUGUCUCUAGUUAUAUUAUCCCCCCUACACACAUUAAAAAGACAGGUACGGAAGAAAAUAUUCAUAGCCAAAGCAUAUCAUCUAUUCUAAUAAGCUUUAUGAUUAUUAUUGUAUUUACCUUUUUUAUUGAAUACGCUUUAAUAGGAUUAUUAAAAAAAAAAAAAAGUAUAAAAAGUAGACAAGUGAAAUUACUGAAAAUUCUACUACCUUCAUUUACUGACAAAAAAAGUAAAUUAUUAACGCAUGAUCAUCCAGAAGAUAUAAUAUAUGAUGAGGAACAAAUCAUUAAAAAAUUAAAAAUACACGAACAUGACAUGAUAAAAAAUAUAAAGUCGUCAAAGCAAAAAAAGGAUAGAUUUAAAACCAUUAUAGAAGUACAUAUGGAAGUACUCAAAGAAUUCAGAAAUGAAGAAUGGGAACACAAAAAAGGAGAAUUUUUAGAGUUAUGCCUAGAAAUGUUCGCAGAAGAGGAAUAUAGAACAUAUCCUAAUUUGAGUAAUGGAGAACUGAUAAUGGAAAAUACUAAAAGUAUUAAUGACAUUGAAAAACAAAAAAUUUUAUGCAAUAAAUGGAUAAAAGAACAUAGAAAUAUUUCUGAAAAAUUAAAAAAAACAGUAUGGUUUAAUUAUUUGAAAAAUGAAUGGAAAAAAGAAAAAGCUUCCAUAAAAGAAACUGAAGAAUUAAAAAUGAAUUUUUCAAUUGAAAUUCAAAAAAUUUCAUUUUCAGAAAAAGAAAAGGAUUUAUGGAGAGAGUGGAUAUCAAAAAAUCGUAUGAUUAUAGAUCGAUUCUUGGAACAGGAAUGGGAUGAAGUAUUGACACAAGAAUUGCUCAAUAUGAUAGAUGAGUGUGUAAAUGAAGAAUUAAAAAAUAAUAUUUCACUUCUAAAUACCAAAGAGGUACAGCAGAAGGUAAGUUAUGAAGAAUUAUAUAAAUAUAUAAAAAAAAAAUUAAUAGCAAAAUUGUGUAUACUAGUAUUCAUGAUGGUAUUGGAAGAAUGUAAAAAAGAAGAUUUUAUAGAAAAUGAGGGAUUACAUUUGGAUAGUUACAUAAAUGACUGGACAACAGAAGUAAACUUAGGGAGAAAAUCAGAUGUUACAAAAGAAAUAAUUGAAUAUAAUAGCAAUGUUUUAGAAAAUACAGAAAAUACAAAAAUUCCUGCUUAUACAGGGGGGGAAGGUCUUAGACAGGAAAUAGAAAAAUGGGUAAGAAUAGAAGAUACACCGGAGAAUUCCAUAUAUAACGAGAACAUAGUAGAAUAA
This is a messenger RNA of Plasmodium malariae, 2241 nucleotides long. RefSeq names its product STP1 protein. Lineage: Eukaryota; Apicomplexa; Aconoidasida; Haemosporida; Plasmodiidae. Bases 1 to 2241 code for a protein of 746 amino acids. The transcript has 4 exons. The record is from RefSeq and is a predicted model, not a curated record.